CGGGGCCAAUAAACAAAUCGAACCAAGAUGGAUGACACCGACGUGCCGUUGUUUCCCGAGGCUCCUGCAGUGACGGUAGAGCAGACACUGGCGAUUAUCAAGCCAGACGCCAUCCAUUUUGCGGACGAAAUAGUGGAGGAGAUAAAAUCGCGAGGAUUCACUAUCACACAGAAACGGCGCCUGAGACUAAGUCCUGAGCAGGCGACUGACUUCUACGCUGAGCACUAUGGCAAGAUGUUCUUCCCAAGUCUCAUUGCCUUCAUGCACAGUGAUGACAUUCUGGUGCUAGUGCUGGCCAAACCAGGUGCAGUGCAGGAAUGGAGGGAAAUGAUUGGACCAACCCAUCCUAACAAGGCUCGCCAGUUGUCCCCAGAGUCCCUGAGGGCACGUUAUGGUACUGAUCAGACCCGUAAUGCAGUCCACGGCAGUGACAGCUACUUUGGAGCAGAGCGAGAGAUCAGAUUCAUGUUCCCCGGGACCGUAACAGAGCCGGUGUAUGGAGGUCAAUUAGCCAGGGACUACCUCCAGGCCAAGGUGAACCCAGUCCUGGUCCAGGGCCUCACCCAACUCUGCAAACAGAAGCCAGAGGACCCUGUGACGUGGCUGGCCGAGUGGCUGUUGCAGAACAAUCCCAACAAACCACUGGUGGAGGAACCACUGACAUGACUACGACUGUCACGAGCCCCUGCAAUUAUCACACCAUAAUGACCUCUGUAUAAUUAUACAAGUGACCGAUACUUGACAUGAAAGCCCAUGUAUACACAUCUUUAGCAACAGACACAAACUAUGCGAUUUUGGAUUUUGCAGGAAAGACACACGUACCAUUUACGUGUGUGCGUAAGAAUGAUGGCUCCAAACAGACACAUUGAAUUUUGGAAGAAAAAAACAAUAGAAAUCCGAUGAUACAAGAUAUUAAGAUACGCAAUGCAUAUACACGACAGGACUUGAUUUACUGUACUUUAUGUAUUGUCUAUACCUUUGCAUGGCAAAGUUCACAAAACAUUGCAUUGGCCAGUCACACUGUGCCACGAGGAUAGAUAUGCUCUUGACUUGAACACGUGGUGGUGGUGUGACAGGACCAUGCGGUGUAUUGUACGUAAACCUAGCCUAAGAGUUGAGACAGGGAGAAACAAAGAGAAAGGGAAGAAUAGUUAGUCUUAUUGAUGAAUGCAGAUCAACUUGAGGUAGCUGAGACAAAAGUUGUGAUUAGUUAGUCUUUGGUAGCUGCAGAUCGACGUGAGGUAGCUGAUCUCUGUGAUGACUGUCUCGAGCUACUAGCAGACUUCAACCUCCCACUGCCACUUUUCUCUCUGGAUGGUUUUGCUGCCAAUAGUUUACCAACUUCCACCACAUUGAUACCAGUCAUCUCCACUGCCCCACAUCCACUGCCAGUCAUAAUCUCCUCCUCCCUCUGCUGUGGCUGUUGACUGUGACUGAGAUAGUGAGUCUGGUCCACCUCCAGUCGAUGAGGAGCAAAUACAUUGAACCAGUACUGCCACAGAAAAUGUGUGUGUGUGUGU
Molecule: messenger RNA, 1520 nt
Organism: Geodia barretti
Lineage: Eukaryota; Metazoa; Porifera; Demospongiae; Tetractinellida; Geodiidae
Source: the annotation of a GenBank genome assembly